Messenger RNA from Durusdinium trenchii, 1395 nucleotides. NCBI's taxonomy places the organism in Eukaryota, Dinophyceae, Suessiales, Symbiodiniaceae. The record is from the annotation of a GenBank genome assembly.
AUGGCUGUGAAGGACAUCGAACGAUCCAAGGAAGACCCACAAGUUUUGAAAGACCUCUACACCCUGUCCAAUCUGGGGACCAAAGGAAAACACGCGAACAACAUCCACGCCGAGCUCAUGAGCAAAGUUGAGCAUGUUCCAAAAAUCCCCAAGCCUUUCAAAGCAAAAGUGCCACUGAAAGGGUUUCCUGACUCAGUUCAAUCGAUGCUGUUGCCACAUGAAAUGUUUGCUUGUCUAUACCGCAACUACAAGAAGGUCUGGUCCACUGCAGUUGUGCCAAGCGUUGAGCGGGUGCAAAAGUUUUGGAGAGCCAUGCGGCUUCAUCCCCAGAUGCGUGAUCACCCCAUGACUUCCUCCCCUCAAUGGGAGAGUUGGACUGUGCCUAUUGCCGUGCACGGUGACGGAGUUCCAGUCACUGGUGUGGGGAAAGUGUGGAGUCGAGUGAUGACCAAUUACUCAUGGUAUUCCCUUCUGGGAUAUGGUACCACUCCAUCAAUGCUCAUGUGGGUGUGGGGGUUCUUUGACAAGCUGAAGGUGGGCGACCAAGCAUCAGGCACACUGCUGGAGUUCUACUCCAUAUUGAGAUGGAGCUUUUUGGCGUUAUCGGAAGGCAGGUACAAAGAAGGCUCUGUGGAAGCCUUGAGAGCCGGGUCUUGGCUGGCUGGUGGCUGGAAGGGUGUCCUAUGGGCACUCACAGGAGACCUUGACUACUUCAACGCCAUGCUUGGCACCCCCAACUAUUCCGCAGUGGGUGGCCCAUGUAUGCAUUGCAAAUGCACUGGGACUGGCGCUGCAACAUGGACAGAUUUUCGACCACAGGCUAUGUGGAGGAACACCCGCUGGGAGGCCGACGUUUGGAGAAAUUGGGACGAACGUUCGAAGUGCAUUUUGCUGACUCUUCCUGGGGCGAGGUGCUGGUCAAUAGCCUACGACUGGGUUCACGUAAAGUACUUGGGCGUAGAUCAGUACAUCUUUGGCUCAGUGAUGGCCCUCUUGCGCAUCACCUUCAUGCUGAAACAAAAUGUACACCUGGAGGAAAUGAUUACUUUCCACAAGGACGACUUCGCCCUACCACCUGGACCAGCGCAAGAGUUUGAAGAAACCGCCAACAGCAUGCUCUUACUUCUUUCCCAGGUAGCUGAUCACUUCGUUGAGGAAGGCAUGAAAUGCUUCGAUAUCACAAGCAAAUGCCACAUGCUUCAAGAGCUUGCUAUUUUGAGUCGCUCCAUAAACCCCAAAGUCACAUGGUGCUUCAUGGGUGAGGAUCAAAUGCAGCGCAUGCAGCAGGUCGCUAAAGCGUGCGUUCGUGGCAACAAGCUUGAUAAACAAACCACAAAGCUGGCCCGCCACUACCGCUUAGGGUUGCACCUGCACUAUCUCGACUUGGCUGCGUAA